GUGAAACGGAACGGCUGCGUUAGUUUUUCAGAAUAUUUUUUUUUUAUUCACCUCGCAUUCUUGUUUCAUUGACGUUCCUCUUGUUUGUAAAUAAUAACCGCUGGAAAUAGUAUGCGAUGUGAAAUUACGCGCAUUCUUCGAUCGAGUGUACAUUACGUAAACCUUAGUUUGCAAGUUAAUUAAAGUAUGUUAAUAGGAACCUAACCUAUAGGUGAAUCGUAGUUUUCGUUUAAUAAAGAAAUGAUACGGGAUAAUGCCGCCCUUUAGGAGGAAGAAAGCUGCCAAGUCGUUCCCAGUGAAAGUUUGUACUUUGGACGCAGAAUUGGAGUUCAACCUUGAGUGGCGAGCAACUGGCAGAGAUUUAUUUGACUUGGUAUGCAGAACUAUAGGUUUAAGGGAAACAUGGUUCUUUGGACUACAGUUCGAAGAUACAAAGCACUUCAUAAGUUGGCUGAAGUUGGAUAAAAGGGUACAAGAUCAAUGUGUCUCACAAAUGCCGGGCACUCCAUUCAUGCUCCUCUGCAAACUCUAUCCCGAAGAUGUUGCAGAGGAGCUUAUCCAAGAGGUCACACAGCACCUGCUCUUCCUACAAGUGAAGCAGGCAAUACUCAGCAUGGAUAUAUACUGUCCUCCAGAAGCAUCUGUAUUGCUCGCAAGCUAUGCAGUGCAGGCAAAGUAUGGUGACUAUGAUGAGAGCGCUUCAAAGCCCGGCAUGCUGGCCAGCGAAGACCUUCUCCCUCAAAGGGUGAUAGACCAGUAUCAAAUGACGCCAGAAAUGUGGGAGGAAAGGAUUAAAAUAUGGUACGCGGACCACAAAGGCAUGUCACGUGAUGAAGCCGAGAUGGAGUAUUUGAAAAUAGCACAGGAUCUGGAUAUGUACGGCGUCAAUUAUUUUGCAAUAAAUAACAAAAAGGAAACAGACCUGUAUCUCGGCGUCACAGCUCUGGGCCUCAACAUAUACGAGAAAGACAAUAAGUUGACCCCUAAAACGACUUUCCCGUGGUCCGAGAUAAAGCACAUAUCGUUCGACGAUAAGAAAUUCGUCAUCAAGUUUGUCGACAAGAGUGUCAAUAAUUUUAUAUUUUUCUCACCAAAGGGUAUGAACAAAUUGAGUUUUUUUUCACAGAUUUUAGAUUUAUGUAUUGGUAACCACGAUCUUUACAUGCGAAGAAGGAAACCGGACACAAUGGAAGUUCAACAGAUGAAGGCUCAGGCCAAGGAGGAGAAACAGCGACGUCAGAUCGAACGCAACAAGCUCGCGCGAGAGAAGCAGUUGCGGGAGACUGCGGAGAGGGAGAGAGCUGCCAUGGAACAGAGGCUGCUGCAAUACCAGGAGGAAAUCAGGCUCGCUAAUGAGGCUUUGCGCCGCUCCGAGGAGACGGCGGAGCUGCUGGCGGAGAAGGGUCGCGUGGCGGAGGAGGAGGCGUCGCUGCUGGCGCAGAAGGCGGCCGACGCCGAGCGGGAGAACGCGCGGCUGCGCCUCUCCGCCAUCCGCACCGAGGAGGAGAAGGUUCACUUAGAACGAAAAACUCGUGAAGCGGAGUUCCUGACGGCGCGACUGGUCGAGGAGUCUGAGAAGCGAGCGGCGGAAGCGGAGCGGCUCAAGGCGGAACUGCUAGCGGCGAAAGUCGCGGAGAAACAAGCGAAGGAGAAACUCCUCAAUUUCCUUAGCAGGACUUCAACUGGAUCGUUACCACCUCCUCAGACAUCUAGCACAGUACCGUCAUCGAUGUUUCCUUCCACCUGCUCACUGCCAGCAGAGCUGGGUGGCGAAAUGCUGCAGAACGGCUCCACAGGCGACGAAAUCAACUCCUACCAGCUAGUGUCCGAUGACGACCCGCACGUGCACCGACUGUCGCUGGAGAUCGAGAAGGAGAGAGUGGAGUACCUGGCCAAGUCGAAGCACCUGCAGCAGCAGCUGGACGAGCUGCGCUGCGAGUUCUCCGUGCUGCGCGUGGAGCAGAGCGGCGCCACGCUCGACCGCCUGCACGAGGCGCAGGCGCGCGCCGGCGACGACAAGUACAGCACGCUGCGCCGCCUCAAGCAGGGCUCCACGCGCACGCGCGUCGCCUUCUACGAGGAGCUGUAGGCCCCCGCCCGCUCUACGUGAACCAGGAAAAGAUCAACUUAGACCGUUUCACGCAAUUCCAAGCAUUGUGAGUAAUAUCAUUACUUACCUCCGUUACAUAUAUGUUAAUUGAACAUGGAGUACAAAGUAUUAUAUACAAUUAAAAGUGCCUUAUUAAUUAAAUAACAUUUAUAAUACGGAGAUGUAUCAAAAAUCAUAGUAAAAUUACAUGUAAAUCUGUCUUAUUUAAUUAUUUUUUUUCGUAGUUUUUUCUAAGUGUAAGGACGAUUGGAGUUGGUAGGUUUAUUUUUAUAAUAUUUUUUUAUUUUUCGCGAUUUGUGGCAGCCCUAUUUAAUUUAUAUUACAUUCCAAUGGCAGGAGUAGUAAAGAUAAACACACUUUAAAUUUAUAAUACACUAGCUGAACCUGCGGCUUUACCCGCGCGAAAUUAAUAAACCACAAACUUCUAACCCUCGUUUUACAUCUUCAGGGGUGGAGUUUCGUAAAAUCCUUAGCGGAUGUAUACACCCUGUAAACAACCUACCUGUUAAGUUUAAAGUUGGUAGGUGUUAUAGUUUCUGAGAUUUCGUGAUUAAUCAAUGCCUGGUAUUUCACUUUUAUAUAUAUAGAUUAUUAAGCAGUAUAAACAGACUCGUCAGAAAUAUAUAUGUUUAAUUAGGCUGCAACUUAUUUAGUUGAGUCGAAUAGACUCGACAUCCACUAGUUUUACUUGCAAAGUUCCGAUAACAAUGUUGACGUUUAAAACAUUUUUUUUUUAUACUAAUAAUUUAUGAAUACCACAUGUGUCUUCCUGUCAAUUCAAAGGUCUGUUGAUUUAUCUACUCCUGCCGUUGGAAUCGACUAUAGAUCUAUUUGAAUUAAUUUAUAAUAUUUGUUGUAAUAAUUAUUAUUAUCGUGUCUUAGAUAGCAGUUAAUAAACCAAAAUAAAAAUUACACUUUUAAAGCAUGUACAUUUUAACUUAACCGUUCUGAAGUUAGGCUUUCCGAAUAAUAUAUAAGUUUUAUAACACACUCUGGAACGGUUCCUGUAAACCUUCCCUUUUUCGUAACAUUACCUUUUGGCAAACGCACGCCUUUCAGUGAAGGAUUCUUUUUUAGAAUUAUGUAAGUUAUUACAAAAAGUAGCUUACACUCUAUAUGGUAAGUAUUUAACUUCGUGUGUUUGAACUGUUGUUUUUCUUUUCAAUUCCAAUACACAAUCACAUUACUCUUUGGAUAGAUUUUAUAUCAUUACUGUAAAACAAGUGCACAUUAAAUGAUAUGCCAACAUUUUAUCUACAAAAUUUGAAAAAAAAGAGACUUUUAUAAAUCAUUUGUUUUUGCUACCAUUACUUCUCAACAUAUAAUGUAAUAAUUCAUAUAUAUCAAAAGAUAUAUUUAAUAAUAUUAACACAGAUUAUAUGGAAAAUUGCAUCAAGUUUUUAAUAAGACAAUGCUGCGAAUAAUAAUUAUAGAAUACUAUUUUAAACGUUUAUUGUACUCUACUCUAAUGUCUAACAACUUCAGAGCGGCAAAAUUAAAAUGUUCGUGUCGUAAACCCCUAUUGAUCUCUUAAUUGAAAAUUUAUAUACAUCGAUAUAUCUUCAGGUAAAUAGCUAAAUAUGAUUAAUUAAUUAUUUAAAAUGUAAGUUUUUUUGCUAGUAUUUAAUAAAUGGAAUGAGGAUUUGUCGUGUCCAUUAUAAAAAAAAAAACCUUUUAUUUGCUACCACAAGGCCAUAACAUAUUCUGUCAUAGAUAAAAUAUAAGUAUAGUAUUGUUCGCUUUAAUUUGUUAUUGAAAACAAUUUCACUUUCCUUAUGACUAAUCUAUCAAUAGUAAUAAUUUGUCAAUUUUAAAUUUAUAUAAAAAAUAUUUUUUUCUUUUUCAAAAAGAGUUUGGAAUAAUUUUCUUAAUAUAAAUUUUAAAAAUAAAUAAAGCAAGCAUGAUUAUUAACAUCCGUUUGCUCAAUAAGAAGUGUAAGAGCAUACAGGAAAACGUUUUCUCGUGCGAACGAAAAAGCUUGAUUUGUUGAGCUGCUUAUUUUUGACGGCAUGUGCAGUAUUAAUGACAUUAAUCAUUAGCAUUAUAAUUUAUAAAUCAGCAGGAUUUAAACAACAAAAGUACGUGUAGCCCGAAUAAGUAAGUGUUUAGUCGGACAGAAAUUAUUAAAAAAAAAAUCUAUGACAUUUAUCAUAAACAAUAAGUACAUAUGUUUUUUACAGUUCUCUAACGACCGUGUCACUGUGUGUGUAAUACAUUGAUUAAGAUCUGUUUAGUAUAUAGUUAUAUUGAUUAUUGUCACAAUUCUCUUGAUUGGUUAAUAAAGCUGUAUUCACAAUAUAAUCAUUUAUACAUUACAUAUUCUGAAUAAACCUUUAUAUUUUAAUCUUAAGUUUCUGAACUGUCAAAUUUCAAUGACUUUUUAAUUUAAAAAAUUGUAUGUUUUUCGUGUAAGUGCAAUUUACGCACAAUUUUUUUUAUAUGUGAAAUGUAAAAUGGUAUUUGGAUUUUUUUAUGUUUAUAUUUUUAGUCUGUAGCUUUAUGUCGUCGACGUCAUAAAUAGUUCAAGUUUGCACCGGACCAUUCUAAUACGUACCUUUGCUUAUUUCAAUUUAUUUUUUAAGUUUUUUUUUUUUAUAUCG
Messenger RNA from Vanessa atalanta (red admiral), 4710 nucleotides. It is a transcript of the gene Mer, whose product is annotated as merlin. Gene Ontology annotation, molecular function: actin binding; cell adhesion molecule binding. Gene Ontology annotation, biological process: regulation of gliogenesis; regulation of organelle assembly; positive regulation of early endosome to late endosome transport. The transcript is spliced from 12 exons. Gene Ontology annotation, cellular component: filopodium; cytoskeleton; plasma membrane. NCBI's taxonomy places the organism in Eukaryota, Metazoa, Arthropoda, Insecta, Lepidoptera, Nymphalidae. The record is from RefSeq and is a predicted model, not a curated record. The coding region runs from base 254 to 2089 and encodes 611 amino acids.